This is a messenger RNA of Pelobates fuscus (common spadefoot toad), 2736 nucleotides long. It is a transcript of the gene PHACTR4, whose product is annotated as phosphatase and actin regulator 4. Gene Ontology annotation, molecular function: actin binding. The record is from RefSeq and is a predicted model, not a curated record. NCBI's taxonomy places the organism in Eukaryota, Metazoa, Chordata, Amphibia, Anura, Pelobatidae. Gene Ontology annotation, biological process: neural crest cell migration; actin cytoskeleton organization. Bases 280 to 2091 code for a protein of 603 amino acids. The transcript has 13 exons.
UGUCAGAGGGAGAGAGCGAGCAAGCCCCGGGACCCAGACAGACCUCCGAGUGGGAGACACAGAGACCGCCACCGGACAGCCAGGGCCACGAGAGCGAGAGCGACCACUUCGGGUCCUCCACAGAGCUGUCCCCCUCCCUCCGCGCCCCUGAAAUGGAGGACAGGAGCGGUGAGUUCUAGAGGUGUGCAGUAUUCUGCUCCUGCUCCUUGCCUGGUCUAUAAGCGCUACGCUGUUCACAUAUCUUUUCAUUUUGAUUCAGAGGAGGGGGACCCUCAAACCAUGCCGCCAGCACCCCCCACUCCUCCCACUAAGAGGAAAAGCAAGUUUUCUGGGAUUGGGAAAUUUUUCAAGCCUUGGAAAUGGCGGAAAAGAAAGACUAGUGAUACUUUCCGAGAGACCUCAGAGGUCUUAGAACGGAAGAUCUCUAUGCGGAAACCUCGAGAGGAGCUGGUGAAGAGAGGGGUAUUGAUUGAGGUGCCCGAGGAAGAUGUUCCAGUAAUCUCCGAUUCCCCUACUUUAAGAAAUGGGCAUACAAAUGUGGUGCCUGCAGAGCCUCAGAAAGAUGAGGUUGUGUUGAAAAGAAAUGGUGAACCAGAAUCUGCAGUGCAUCGUCCCACAUCUGAAGUGAAUCCUGUGAAGGAUGUCUUCAAAGAGCCCACAAAACAACCACUUCUACCCCCAAAAAGACCACUAUCCACUUCUAGCUCCAUCACCCAGGAGGUUCAUAAAGAACAAAAUGUUGAUUCUUCACCUACCAUUUCUCGGACAGCAAAUUCUGCUCCAUCUCCUGCACCAAGGACCAAGCUCCCACCCCCAGUAGCACACAAACAACCCCCGAUCCCUCCUCCCAAACCUCAAAAUCGCAACAGUAACCCAUUGAUGGCGGAGCUGUCAAUGGCAGUCGGAGGGAGUACACUUACACCUGCUGGCUCAAGACCUUCUCCUCCUCUUCCCAACAAGCGAGGAUUUAUGCCACAUGUAGACAAUGUGGUCAACAAGGAGAAGACUGCGCGUCCUGCUUCACUUCCUCCACUUACUGUAAAGGAAGUCCCAGCACCACCGCCACCUCCUCCAUCUCCACCACUUCCAUUUCACAGUCCACCUUCUCCUACUCAGGAUGCACCCUUUGCGCAACCUAUUGCCAGUACACAAGAGGAAAAAGAACAAAUCCCCAACGUCCCCUUACUGCCUCUUCACAUUCGAAUUCAGCAGGCUUUGAGCAGCCCUCAACCAAUAUCCACCUUGGACAAUAGUCAACGGGCACAUUCCCUUCUCUUUGUGGCCAAUGAUGGGGGCACUGGUGAAGAGAAACAAAGAGUGAGGUCCCUGCCUGUUACUAUUGAACUUCUCAAAGUGCCUGAUGAUGACGAUGAUGAUGAAGUUAGCCUGGAGGAUGAUAGCUUGUCUCCGGAGCACCCAGAUCAUGCCCCAAGAGUGUAUAUUGGUGAUGUCCCUUCGGUGACUGUUAUACCAAGCUACAUACCAUCAUGUGUCCAAGAGGAGGAUGAGGAAGAUAAUGUCAGUGACAGUGACUCUGAAGGACCAAUCCUGUACAAAGAAGAGGAUGAUGACGAUGAUGAGGAGGAAGAAACAAGCUCCCUUGCUAACAAAGUAAAGAGGAAAGAUACUCUGGCAAUGAAGUUGAGUGGAAGGUCAGGUUCUCAGGAGUCCAGCACAGAGAUACCUCAUCGAAGCAGAGAAGAAUGGACUCAGAUCCGGGAGCAAAUUGGUUCUCAGCUGAACCGGAGAUUAAGCCAGAGACCUACUGCUGAGGAACUGGAGCAGAGGAACAUUCUGAUACAAAAUGAAGCUGAUCGUCUGGCAGAGAAACGAGAGAUUAAAAGACGUCUGACACGCAAGCUAAGUCAGAGACCCACAGUGGCAGAGUUGUUAGAAAGGAAGAUUCUUCGUUUUAAUGAGUAUGUGGAAGUAACGGAUGCUCACGAUUAUGACCGGAGAGCAGAUAAACCUUGGACCAAACUGACUCCUGCUGACAAGGCAGCUAUACGAAAGGAAUUAAAUGAUUUCAAAAGCACGGAAAUGGCUGUCCACGCUGAAAGUAAACACUACACACGGUUCCAUCGACCCUAAUCUACACAACAAGAAGGGAGAAGAGGACUGUUAGGGGGCAAUAGAGCACUUACCUACCUGAAUCCUGUGCCAAUUUCAAGCCCUACCCUGUGGUUAACUUUUCUCUUUCCUGAUGCCCAAACAUCUUAAUGUUGAGGGGUUGAAAGACAUGAUUUUUGUGGUUCCAUUUCUGUUUGUUUUGGAAUCUAGAAAUGUCUUAUAACUGGAAUAAGUCUCUCACUUUUAGUGUGGAGCUCCUCCAAUAGACUGCUUCCUGAGAUUAAUAAUAGUAUCAUUACAGUUGUGCCCUCUUAAUUUUGUGCCCACUUGGUGCCUUAUUGCAAUUGUUUAAGGGGCUAGGCUGGCCCUGCCUCUCCUUUCUUUUUAUAUCCAUAAAUGGAUCCCUCUUAUUUCUCUUCAAGACAGGGACGGCUUUAUUUUGCCUCUGUCUGCAGGGCUAUCCAGGUUGUGUGACCUCGCUCAGGGAAUGGAGGUAUGGAGUGUAUACAUUUUUAUGGUCAAACAUGAGCAACGCUCAUAGUAUCACUGUAUACCAUCUUAACCACUGUGUACUGACUACUAGAGUAUGGACUGUAUUAAAAUGCUGUAACUGUAUAAUGGUUUAUAGCACCAGUGACCACAGUAAAGACUUUUAUUUGUCUCCUC